This is a messenger RNA of Ochotona curzoniae (black-lipped pika), 1254 nucleotides long. It is a transcript of the gene DHRS13, whose product is annotated as dehydrogenase/reductase 13. The record is from RefSeq and is a predicted model, not a curated record. Lineage: Eukaryota; Metazoa; Chordata; Mammalia; Lagomorpha; Ochotonidae. The coding region runs from base 118 to 1254 and encodes 378 amino acids. The transcript has 5 exons.
CCUUCGGAAGGCCCAGGCGCGCCUGACUUUCCAGGCCCGAACGGGCUGAUCGGCAGCCUCUGGGCGACGAUCCAGGACCGCGCGGGCCACGGGCGGGAGCCAGGAAGCGCCGCCGGCAUGGAGGCGCUGUUGCUGGGCGCCGGUUUGCUGUUGGGCGCCUACGUGCUAAUCUAUUACAACCUGGUAAAGGCUCCGCCGUGCGGCGGCAUCGGCAGCCUGCGGGGCCGCACCGCCGUGGUGACCGGCGCCAACAGCGGCAUCGGGAAGAUGACAGCGCUGGAGCUGGCGCGCAGGGGAGCGCGCGUGGUGCUGGCCUGCCGCAGCCGGGAACGCGGGGAGGCGGCCGCCUUCGACCUCCGCCAGGAGAGUGGGAACAACGAGAUUAUCUUCAUGGCCCUGGACUUGGCCAGUCUGGCCUCAGUGCGGGCCUUUGCCACUGCGUUCCUGAGCUCAGAGCCACGGCUGGACAUCCUCAUCCACAAUGCCGGGAUCAGCUCCUGUGGCCGGACUCGGGAGACCUUCAAUCUGCUGCUGCGGGUGAACCACGUGGGCCCCUUCCUGCUGACACACCUGCUGCUGCCCCGGCUGAAGACAUGUGCACCCAGCCGUGUGGUGGUAGUAUCCUCGGCUGCCCACCGACGUGGACGUCUUGACUUCACCUGCCUGGACCGUCCCGUUGUAGGCUGGCAGCAGGAGCUGCGGGCAUACGCCGACAGUAAGCUGGCCAAUGUGUUGUUUGCCCGGGAGCUUGCCAACCAGCUUGAGGGCACUGGUGUCACCUGCUAUGCAGCUCACCCAGGCCCUGUGAACUCAGACCUGUUCUUGCGCCAUGUCCCUGGAUGGCUGCGCCCACUUUUGCGUCCAGUGGCUUGGUUGGUGCUCCGAGCACCAAAAGGGGGUGCUCAGACUCCCCUGUACUGUGCUCUGCAAGAGGGCCUUGAGCCCCUCACUGGGAGAUAUUUUGCCAACUGCCACGUGGAGGAGGUCUCCCCAGCUGCCCGAGAUGACCGGGCAGCCCACCGGCUGUGGGAGGCCAGCAAAAGAUUGGCAGGGCUUGGGCCUGGGGAUGAGGAUGAAGAACCUCAAGAAGAGCCUCAGUCUGAAGACCCAGGGGCCCAAUCAUCUCGGAACAGCCCCCACACAGAAGAGGCCACCAGUUCUGAACCCUCCCCGAGCCCUAAGAGCUCACCAGACUGGGCUAAGGUGACCCAGCGAAUUCCGGUUAAAGCUGAACCUCAGUCCCAAGACCUCUAG